AUGUCCGCUCUUGAUCCAGAAAGGCCUUCCCAGCCAGGACAACAGACAGGCCUCAACCAAGCACAGAACCCGGCAUCCAAGACCUCGCAAGAGGAGACAACAUCCCAAGAGACAGCAGACAACGCAUCCUCCAAACCGAUCGACCACCGAAGCCCCCAUGACGUCCCCUCAGAGCACAGCGAAGGCGCACAGCCCUCCGCCCUCGGCGCCGGCGACACUGGGCCGCUGAAAGAGAAGGCGAUCCCCGACUCCGAUGCCCAGAACUACUCCAAGGGCGACAGUAAUCUGGAGGGCGAGCAGAUGCGCAUGCCCGGCGAGGGCGAUGUGGCGCAGGCGGUGCGGCAGGGCGGCGGCGGUGGCCAUCAAGAUGCGAACAGCUUGACGCAAGAUAUCGAUCGCCAGGAGAAAGAGCAUGCUUCGGCGCUGCACGACCGGGGAGAGCGCACGGGGAAGGAGCUCGAGGACGAGGAGCAGGAGGAUUGGACCGGCAAGAAGGCUGAUAUCGCUGAGGCGCUCGGUGCGGAGGAUGAGGAGCGUCCGGGCGUUGUGCUGGCGGCUGAGGAAUGA
Messenger RNA from Exophiala bonariae, 567 nucleotides. RefSeq lists its product as uncharacterized. The transcript has a single exon. Lineage: Eukaryota; Fungi; Ascomycota; Eurotiomycetes; Chaetothyriales; Herpotrichiellaceae. Bases 1 to 567 code for a protein of 188 amino acids. The record is from RefSeq and is a predicted model, not a curated record.